Molecule: messenger RNA, 421 nt
Organism: Aspergillus uvarum CBS 121591
Lineage: Eukaryota; Fungi; Ascomycota; Eurotiomycetes; Eurotiales; Aspergillaceae
Exons: 1
Coding region: 92-328 (78 amino acids)
Source: RefSeq, a predicted model, not a curated record
ACCCUAGCAGCCCCUUGACCCCCUGAGCUUAGAACUUUAUUUGACUCUAAAAUUUAAGGGAGUAGCUGAUCUGCUAGGGCUGACUGACCACAUGCAGCUGCAUCAUCUUGCAUUUCCCAAACCUACCAUUGGAUAUACAUGGCGCUUUCUAGUUUCUACUAUGUACUUAAGCAGCAAAUUGGCAGGAGUCUCAUUACAUGCCCGGUGCCUUGAUCUGAGGCAAUUUUGUUCGCUCCGUCAUCUCAUGCGACAAAAGAGAGAGACCGAAUCAAGGAUGACCCAAUCUUUGCAUCAACCUCGUAUCAGUUUGUGCACCUCACGAUCGUAAGACAGAAUGAUCAAGGCUCAUGACAUUACAGAAACCUGAUAGCUCAUGAAUGAUCUCCACAAUUACACAAUAUUGACAAUAUUUGCGCAGAAU